This is a messenger RNA of Loxodonta africana (African savanna elephant), 2039 nucleotides long. It is a transcript of the gene PAH, whose product is annotated as phenylalanine hydroxylase. Bases 82 to 1452 code for a protein of 456 amino acids. Lineage: Eukaryota; Metazoa; Chordata; Mammalia; Proboscidea; Elephantidae. Gene Ontology annotation, biological process: L-tyrosine biosynthetic process; L-phenylalanine catabolic process. Gene Ontology annotation, molecular function: iron ion binding; phenylalanine 4-monooxygenase activity. The record is from RefSeq and is a predicted model, not a curated record. The transcript is spliced from 13 exons.
CAGGGCAUUAGGCUAGACAAAGAAAUAAAGGGUAUCCGGAUUGGCAAGGAGGAAGUAAAGCUAUCACUAUUUGCAGAUGACAUGAUCGUAUACAUGGAAAACCCUAAGGAAUCCUCCAGAAAACUACUGAAACUAAUAGAAGAGUUUGGAAGAGAAACAAGCUAUACUGAAGACAACUCCAAUCAAAAUGGCGACAUAUCGCUGAUCUUCUCGCUCAAAGAGGAAGUUGGUGCACUGGCCAAGGUCCUGCGCUUAUUUGAGGAGAAUGAUAUAAAUCUGACCCACAUUGAAUCCAGACCUUCGCGUUUAAAAAAAGAUGAGUAUGAAUUUUUCACUCAUCUGGAUAAACGCAGCAUGCCUGCUCUGCCAAACAUCAUCAAGAUCCUGAGGCAUGACAUUGGAGCCACUGUUCAUGAGCUUUCUCGAGAAAAGAAGAAAGACACAGUGCCCUGGUUCCCAAGGACCAUUCAAGAGCUCGACAGAUUUGCCAAUCAGAUUCUCAGCUAUGGAGCAGAACUGGAUGCAGACCACCCGGGUUUUACAGAUCCUGUGUACAGAGAAAGAAGGAAGCAGUUUGCUGACAUUGCCUACAGCUACCGACAUGGACAGCCCAUCCCUCGAGUGGAAUACACAGAAGAAGAAAAGAAAACCUGGGGGACGGUGUUCAGGACCCUGAAGUCCUUGUACAAAACCCACGCUUGCUAUGAGCACAAUCACAUUUUCCCUCUUCUGGAAAAGUACUGUGGUUUCCGUGAAGAUAACAUUCCCCAACUGGAAGAAGUUUCUCAAUUUCUACAGACUUGCACUGGUUUCCGCCUUCGACCUGUGGCUGGUCUGCUUUCCUCUCGGGAUUUCUUGGGUGGCCUGGCCUUCCGAGUCUUCCAUUGCACACAGUACAUCAGACAUGGAUCCAAGCCCAUGUACACACCUGAACCUGACAUCUGCCAUGAGCUAUUGGGACACGUGCCCUUGUUUUCAGACCGCAGCUUUGCCCAGUUUUCCCAGGAAAUUGGCCUUGCCUCUCUGGGUGCACCUGAUGAAUACAUUGAGAAACUCGCCACGAUUUACUGGUUUACUGUGGAGUUUGGGCUCUGCAAGCAAGAAGGCUCCAUAAAGGCCUAUGGUGCUGGGCUCUUAUCAUCUUUUGGUGAAUUACAGUACUGCUUAUCUGGCAAGCCGAAGCUCCUCCCCCUGGAGAUGGAGAAGACAGCCAUCCAGGAGUACACCAUCACAGAGUUCCAGCCUCUGUAUUAUGUGGCUGAAAGCUUUAACGAUGCCAAGGAGAAAGUGAGGGAUUUUGCUGCUACGAUCCCGAGACCCUUCUCAGUUCACUAUGAUCCGUACACCCAAAGGAUCGAGGUCUUGGAUAAUACUGAGCAGCUCAAGAUUCUUGCUGAUUCCAUCAACAGUGAAGUUGGAAUCCUUUGCAGUGCCCUGCAGAAAAUAAAGUGAAAUUUUGGGCAGAACCUAGUCUGUCAACUGGUGAAUCUCUUGAUGGAAACGCAAUUGCUUCUUUCAUUUCAUCUGAAAAAGCCUGAAAAGGCAAACCUUAAUUUUAAAUGACAGACUUAGAUUUUGGGGGGACAAGAUGGAGGAUCAACAAAUAAAAAUAAUCUGAAAUGGCUGCAUAUUAAUAUAUACAAAAAAAGCAUAGCAGUGGAUCAUUUGGGGGUCAUCUUUGAUGUAGAGAUGAUAAUCCCAUAUUUGCAACUGAUUAAAAAUCAAUAAUAUGUCACAUUUUCAUCCAGAUUAAUUUUUUUUUUGUUAUUUGCCAUAGAGAUUUCCUAAAGGAAUAUAUGUGAUUAAAUGUUAAACACAAGACUGUCAUUAGAGUUGAAUUUUCAGGUUUAAUAUGUUUUAACCCACAAGUUCAUUUUCUAUUCAACUGUAAUUCCACUUACUGCUUUGUUAUUUUGCCUAUUAGAUUUCCUUUAAUUCAUUAAAAUAGUUAUAAACAUUAAAGUUCUAUAGCAUGAUAUACAAAAAAAAUUUUGUAUGUUUUAUUGUAAUCAUAAAUACUGCUGUGCAAAGUAAUGGAA